UAAAAUUUCAAAAUAUUAGAUCUAACAUAAAUGUCUAGAUUCUUUUGGCAGACACCGAAUAAUACAAGCAUCGCAAACAUUCCAAACUCAGCACUAGCAACAGGGGGGACUUCCAUUCAAACACAAAUUACCCCAAAUCAAUUAGCCACACUUCAACAGCAACAACAACAAAUACUAGCAGCUCAUCACCAUCAACAACAGCAACAACAGCAAUACCAACAACAACAGUCUGCUGCAUCACACAAUCCGACAGCAUCUGUUGCGGCUGUACAACAAGCACAUGUUGCAGCUGUGGCUGCUAGUGGUGGGGCAGCUGGCCAACAUCAAUCUACAAUACACGCAACUUCUUUGAUGCAACAAAUGGCUGCUGUUGCCGCUGCAGCUCAGCAACAACAUCCACAUUCCCAACAACCAACAAAUACUUCUGUUGGACUUCAAGCUGUAAUGCAACAACAAUUACAGCAAACGGCAGCUGCAGGUUCGGCGGCAACACAUCCUAUGGCUGCAGCACUUGCCCAGGCAAGUGGAAAAAAUGCUCAAUUUGUUGCUUCAAUCCAGCAACAGCAGCAGCAACAACAACAAGCAGCAGCAGCUGUCGCUAAUAAUGGCAAUACAGGUGUAUCUGUUUCUUUACCUCCUGGAAUGGCUGUAGCAGUACAACAUCCACAAUUAGCUUCUAAUGUCGGACAAAAUGUUUCGGCAAACAAUGCUGGACAGUUGGUACCUUCUUUGGCUACUCCUUCUCUAGCUUGGCCAAUUUUUCAGCCAAUAGUAAACAUUCCUUUUUUCGACAUGGCCACUUAUCAAAAAGUUAAUUUGGACGUUCAGCCAAGUGCCAUGGCCAAUGGAAUGGAUCUACCAUUAAAUGAUAUUAACACACUUAGGUUAAUUUAA
Molecule: messenger RNA, 894 nt
Organism: Meloidogyne enterolobii
Lineage: Eukaryota; Metazoa; Nematoda; Chromadorea; Rhabditida; Meloidogynidae
Source: the annotation of a GenBank genome assembly